Molecule: messenger RNA, 953 nt
Organism: Aspergillus campestris IBT 28561
Lineage: Eukaryota; Fungi; Ascomycota; Eurotiomycetes; Eurotiales; Aspergillaceae
Product: histone H4
Exons: 1
Coding region: 379-702 (107 amino acids)
Biological process (GO): nucleosome assembly
Cellular component (GO): nucleosome
Molecular function (GO): DNA binding; protein heterodimerization activity; structural constituent of chromatin
Source: RefSeq, a predicted model, not a curated record
CUCUUUUAUCUGGGCACGCGUCAACCUACAACUUCUCGCCGUCCAUCUUCCGAUCAUCGGCUUUUUCAUCAAAUUUUAUCAACUGCUUGAUCGUCGAAUUUACAUUUAUUAUUUGACAAGAUGACUGGACGUAAGUAUUUUUCUGUUUCUGUCUGUUCCUGAUUGAUGAUGGGGUUGAUGAUGGGGAUGAUGCGCGGGAUGAGGUGAGGAUGGUGAUGGUGUUGUACCGGGGUCGCACGUGACCCCGUGUGUCCGCCUCGCGUCCGCGUGUCGUGAUCCUCUCAUCCUGUCCCAUCCUCACCCAUCCUUACCUGUCUCUAUUAUCAAUGGAUAUGAUAACCAUCCUGGCUCAAUGUUGGCCAUAUUUUUAAUAGACUAAUGCUAACAUCAUCGUCUACAGGUGGAAAAGGCGGCAAAGGUCUCGGCAAAGGCGGCGCCAAGCGUCACCGUAAGAUCUUGCGAGACAACAUCCAGGGUAUCACCAAGCCCGCCAUCCGUCGUCUCGCUCGCCGUGGUGGUGUCAAGCGUAUCUCGGCCAUGAUCUACGAGGAGACCCGCGGUGUCCUCAAGUCCUUCCUCGAGUCUGUCAUCCGUGACGCCGUCACCUACACCGAGCACGCCAAGCGCAAGACUGUCACCUCCCUCGACGUGGUCUACGCCCUCAAGCGCCAGGGCCGUACCCUGUACGGCUUCGGUGGUUAAAUCGUCGUCGAUGUCUUGCUCUUUAUCUUUGUUCGGUUGGGCUCGUCGCUCUGAUGGAUUGUCUACGGGGCGGGUCCGCUGGACCGGGCUUUAGCGCUAUGAUGUGAUGCUGCUUAUCGUUUUUUCUUGUCUACUUGCUUAAUGAGGGUUUUUCUUACCAACUGGGUACGGGGUUCGGAAUGGUUCUUUUUUACGGAUGAACAGCACAUCUGCUAUGGAUUCUUAGGGAUUCUUUCGGAGGUCUUUGAUGG